AGAUGGACUUUCUAAUCAGUACAUCACUGUCGGAAUCAACUUCCACAUCUGCUGAUUUUUGUGUAGUCUGUGGAGAUAAAGCUAUCGGAAAACAUUACGGAGCAGUCGCAUGUAAUGGAUGCAAAGGGUUUUUCCGUCGCAGCGUUUGGCAAAAUCUACAGUACACCUGCCGCUUCAACAAACAAUGCAACAUUGACAAAGAUCAUAGGAAUGCAUGCAGAUACUGUCGUUUUCAAAAGUGCCUCGCCGAUGGAAUGAAGCCCGAAGCAAUUCAAAACGAGCGGGAUCGUAUUGGUAGCACAAAGCGCAGAAAGAGGAGUGGAGCCAACUCAGAAAACAAUUCUGAUUCGGAGGGCACACCAAGUCCCAAGAUUGAAGUGAUGGGAAACUCCGUCUCACGCAAAUUAAUUGAAAUGCUUCUUGACAUUGAACAUCGUCUUGCAAGCAAUCAAAGCAUGAAUGCACUUCUCAGAGACGAAUCGGAAAUGAAGAACAGCCGUCAGCGUGCUGUUAACUAUUUGAUUGGAUGGACCAAUAUGUUGCAUCCGCUACCUGAAGUACCACUUGCUGACAAGGUCCUCUUGCUCAAAAAGUUCUCCUCUGCAUUCACACUACUAGGAACUUUGCAACGCAGCAUGGCUCUCCCACACUUUGUUCUUCCAAACGAUCAAGUGCUGAGCAUCUCAGCUUCGCAUCCUCCAGAGUUGUUCGAGGCCCUCACAAGAAUUAUCGAUGAGCUGUUGACACCUCUCCGAAGACUUCGCACGGAUCACGCAGAAUUUAGCUGUUUGAAAGCUCUGUUGCUUCUCAAUCCAGACGUGGUCGGAAUUUCAAAUAACACCCGCGAACGGAUCAGAGAGGCCCGUGAUGCAUUGCUCAAAACCCUCUUCGCCUACAUGAGCAACACACAAAACUCUAUUGAUGCAUCACUUCGUGUUUCCUCACUUCUCAUGAUUAUCCCAUCUCUGAUCUCGGUCAGCUCUUCAAUUAUGGAAUUUCCAGCGCUCAGUGAUCUUUUCGGGCUUGGAGAUGUUAUCAAGAGAGACACAAUUAGUCCUAAAAUUGAGACUCCACCUCUCGAGAUGAAACCAAUGAUGCCGAAAAUUGCACAACCUCCAGUGACAUCUGCUCCAACUGUUCCUACAAAUAUCAUGAUGAACAAGGAUUUAAUAUCACAGAUCAUGAACAACCCACAAUUGUUCCCUCUCCUCCCAAUGCCACAGACAGCUUCACCUCCAAUGAGCUUUAUGGGACAGUCGUAUAACAGGAAUUCGGAUGUCAUCUUCAGUCAAUGCCCGUCAAAGUGAUACUCUCCUGAAAUGACAGAAAGGACAAAGUGCCGAAACUACAGUAUCCCCUCUCCCCAAUAGUUCUUUCAUUAUGUGUCAUAGUUGAAUUGUUUUUUGGCUUCUAAUAAUAACUUUAACUAGAGACUCGCCUUAAUAUGUGUUUGCAUAAUCCUCAAUGUUUCACUUAUUACCCAUAAGUUAUAUUCUUGUUACCCUAAUUAACUCACAAUCUUGUAUCUCUCCUAAACAACAACUAUUCGUUCAGCAAAAAAACAAAGCCAACCCCCCACGAUUCUAGUCAAAUCGGUUAUAAUUUGUUCCAGCCAUGUGCACAUAUUCUUUACUCACCAGAUAAAACAAAAUUCCAAUACUGAAACGUGUUAUAUUCAGUGUUCUCAUUGCAAUUCUCUCCUUUGCCAAGAAUUCGAUUUUUUUUUCCUUUUCCUUCGUUUCAAAUGUUUGUUCCUUCCACUAUUUCACGCUCAUUGAUUACCACAUUAAAACAUUUUAAUCGAAAAUUGUAUAUUUAUCAAGUAUCUUGAUGAUAAAAUAUUUUUUUACACA
This is a messenger RNA of Caenorhabditis elegans, 1853 nucleotides long. It is a transcript of the gene nhr-14, whose product is annotated as Nuclear hormone receptor family member nhr-14. NCBI's taxonomy places the organism in Eukaryota, Metazoa, Nematoda, Chromadorea, Rhabditida, Rhabditidae. Gene Ontology annotation, cellular component: nucleus. The transcript has 6 exons. Bases 3 to 1307 code for a protein of 434 amino acids. Gene Ontology annotation, biological process: regulation of DNA-templated transcription; intracellular receptor signaling pathway. The record is from RefSeq and is marked reviewed. Gene Ontology annotation, molecular function: zinc ion binding; RNA polymerase II cis-regulatory region sequence-specific DNA binding; DNA-binding transcription factor activity.